AUGUCACAUUUGAACCACUACCCCGAAGAAUCCUACGCGCUAACGGAGAAUGGCCAGCUCCACGAUACGAACAAGUACCACACUACGCAAUACCAGGACGGCAGCUCCAUCGACUGGCUGUAUGAAGAAUCCCUAGAACGAGAACGGACACAGGCGCAGCGCUCACAGCACGGUAUACGCGGCCUCCUCCUUCCAUGGAUCGACUCGGCUCGAAUGUGGCUGGUGGUAGUCUUGACUGGCAUUGGAAUAGGCCUUGCUGGAGCAUGGCUAGACGUUCUCGUCAAGUGGUUGGGUGACCUCCGGGAGGGCCGCUGCACGUACGGUUUCUUCUACAAUCAGAAUACUUGCUGCAGUGGACUGGAUCCGGGAGAACUAUGCAGAGAAUGGCGAGCAUGGAGCGAAGUAUUCAAUAUUCGCUAUAUUUUUGCGCAGUCUCUGUUGCACUCCUUCAUCUAUGUAUCUCUUGCUGUCGCAUUUGCAGGAAGCGCAGCAGUCUUGGUGAAGACCUACGCUCCAUAUGCUUUUCACACCGGUAUACCUGAGAUCAAAGCUAUUUUAGGCGGCUAUAUUCUGGAUGCCUUCCUAACACCAUGGACUCUUCUCAUCAAGGCCCUCGGUCUAGCAUUAGCGGUGGCCUCUGGCCUUUCCCUCGGUAAAGAAGGACCGUUAGUCCAUGUAGCGUGUUGCAUGGCUUUCCUUCUGUCGAGGUUCUUCAAGCAGUUCAGAAAUAGUGAGGUGCAAAAACGAAAAAUCCUGGCUGCAGCCGCUGCCGCAGGUGUAUCAGUAGCCUUCGGUAGUCCUCUUGGGGGUGUUCUAUUUGGACUUGAAGAAUUGGAUACCUUUGCAGGUGAAAGUGAUGUGUUGUGGAGAGGUUUCGUAGCAUCAGCCAUAGCCGCCGUUGCCUUGCAAUACGUAGAUCCUUUUGGGACCGGGAAACUUGUGCUUUUCCAAGUUACGAGUGUGACAGGAGAUACAUGGAGAGCCUUUGAACUUAUUCCUUGGCUUGGAUUGGGUAUCAUUGGAGGAGUCGCAGGGUCUCUGCUAAUCAAGUUCAACGUCGAGUUUGCCUUGUUUCGUAGAAAUUCGAUCCUGAAUGAGUGGCCCGUCGUCGAAGUGGUGGGUGUAAGCGCGUUUACCGCUGCUAUUAGUUACCUGGUUGUCUUCGCGAGAGCCCAGACGUCCGAGCUAGUAUCCAAUCUUUUUCAAGAAUGUGACCCGUCAAAAGGCGACUACCAUGGUCUUUGCAAUCCAACAGCAUUGUGGGAGAAUGUUUUUCUUCUGAUUCUAACAGCGAUCAUCAAAUUUGGGCUCACUGCUUGGACCUUUGGAAUGAUGAUCCCAGCGGGAAUCUUUCUUCCUACAAUCGCGAUUGGUGCAUGUCUAGGAAGAGCAGUUGGUCUAUUAACGCAAGCUUUGCACAAGGCAUAUCCUACGGCAUGGAUGUUUUUGUCUUGCCCUCCGGACCCUACAGUUCGCUGUGUUUCUCCGGGUUUUUACGCAGUGAUUGGCGCCGCUGGCAUGCUGGGCGGUGUCACUCGUAUGACAAUAUCUUUGGUUGUCAUUCUAUUCGAGUUGACGGGUGCACUUUCGCAUGUUUUACCUAUCAUGAUUUCUGUCAUGACAGCCAAAUGGGUUGGGGACGCCUUUGGGAAGGAUGGAAUCUAUGCUGUGUGGAUAGCAAUGCGGAAGUAUCCAUGGCUAGCGCCUGGUGAUUACAACGACCAAGGAGAGACCGGUGCCCGUAUUAUGAGGCCAGUAGAGAAGCUUGCUGUCAUUGAAGACGGUCAGUGCACUCCUAUGACACUCGGCAACCUUCUUAGUACAUCGACCUUUCACGGUUAUCCCGUUGUAUCACAAGGAGAGUUGAUGGGCUAUGUAACACGCGAUCAGUUAAAAUCAGUCAUAGAUUACCUCCCCGAGGAACAGCGAUCUAGAAAAUGCGUAUUUUACCCCCAAUUCACUCGUACACCAGAGGACAGUAUCAACCUAUCUAGCGUUCUUGAACAGUCCAUCAUGCAGAUUCGGAAGGAAGUCCCUCAGGAACUAGUCGUGAAGAUGUUCCAGAAAUUGAACCUCCGACAUAUAUUGUUUACUCAAGAGGGCAAGUUAGAGGGUAUGGUGACAAAGACAGACGUGGCUGCUUUGUUGACGGCAUGA
Molecule: messenger RNA, 2157 nt
Organism: Desarmillaria tabescens
Lineage: Eukaryota; Fungi; Basidiomycota; Agaricomycetes; Agaricales; Physalacriaceae
Product: Cl-channel protein
Exons: 21
Coding region: 1-2157 (718 amino acids)
Biological process (GO): chloride transport; transmembrane transport
Cellular component (GO): early endosome; plasma membrane; Golgi apparatus
Molecular function (GO): voltage-gated chloride channel activity
Source: RefSeq, a predicted model, not a curated record